CCUCCGGUCCAGUAAGUGGCGCACCAGCAGCCGCCACCCUGAACACAGCGGUGAAGAAACAGCAGCAAACAAACGACAAUGGGUCAAAACCAGAGUGGAGGACCUGGCCCUGGAGGGGGAAAGAAAGAUGAUAAAGAUAAGAAAAAGAAGUAUGAGCCUCCAAUUCCCACUAGAGUUGGAAAAAAGAAGAGGAAGACAAAGGGGCCUGAUGCUGCUAGCAAGCUGCCUUUGGUCACCCCCCACACACAAUGCCGGCUGAAGCUGCUGAAGCAGGAAAGGAUCAAAGAUUACCUUCUGAUGGAAGAGGAGUUCAUUAGGAACCAAGAACAGAUGAAGCCCCUGGAGGAAAAACAGGAGGAGGAAAGGUCCAAAGUUGAUGACCUGAGAGGGACACCUAUGUCAGUUGGAACUCUUGAAGAGAUCAUUGACGACAACCACGCCAUAGUGUCCACAUCAGUUGGCUCAGAGCACUAUGUUAGCAUUCUGUCCUUUGUGGAUAAAGACCUUCUUGAACCAGGCUGUUCUGUUUUACUGAACCACAAGGUACAUGCAGUGAUUGGUGUGCUGAUGGAUGACACGGAUCCUCUAGUGACUGUGAUGAAAGUGGAAAAGGCCCCUCAGGAGACAUACGCUGAUAUUGGAGGUCUAGACAGCCAGAUACAAGAGAUUAAGGAAUCUGUUGAGCUUCCUCUAACACAUCCCGAGUAUUAUGAGGAAAUGGGAAUAAAACCUCCUAAAGGAGUAAUUUUGUAUGGCCCACCAGGCACAGGAAAGACUCUGCUGGCUAAGGCUGUGGCCAAUCAGACAUCAGCCACAUUCCUGAGGGUCGUGGGCUCAGAGCUGAUUCAGAAAUACCUGGGCGAUGGCCCCAAACUGGUCCGAGAGCUCUUCAGAGUAGCAGAGGAACAUGCUCCUUCCAUAGUCUUCAUUGAUGAGAUUGAUGCUAUAGGAACAAAGAGAUAUGACUCAAACUCUGGUGGAGAGAGGGAGAUCCAGAGGACCAUGCUUGAACUCCUGAACCAGCUGGAUGGAUUUGACUCCCGUGGUGACGUGAAGGUCAUCAUGGCCACCAACAGGAUAGAGACCCUCGACCCCGCCCUCAUCCGUCCAGGGAGAAUUGAUCGCAAGAUAGAGUUCCCCCUGCCAGAUGAAAAGACCAAGCGCAGAAUUUUUCAGAUUCACACCAGCAGGAUGACUGUGGCAGGCGAUGUAACGCUAGAUGACCUCAUACUGGCUAAAGAUGAUCUUUCAGGCGCUGACAUAAAGGCCAUUUGUACAGAGGCAGGACUUAUGGCCUUGAGGGAGAGGAGGAUGAAGGUGACAAAUGAGGACUUCAAGAAGUCCAAAGAGAAUGUGCUGUACAAGAAACAGGAAGGGACCCCAGAGGGACUGUACCUUUAACUCUGUGAUGGUUAAACUUCAACCAUUCCCUACUGAAAACACUCUGUAUUUUUUAUGUUACGUUUUCUUCUGUUUGAGCCAGCUGUUAUUUCUUUCUCAUGCAAAUAAAAUUACUGCAUUUCA
Colossoma macropomum (tambaqui) is the source of this 1524-nucleotide messenger RNA. RefSeq names its product proteasome 26S subunit, ATPase 1a (gene psmc1a). The record is from RefSeq and is a predicted model, not a curated record. Gene Ontology annotation, biological process: proteasome-mediated ubiquitin-dependent protein catabolic process. The transcript is spliced from 11 exons. NCBI's taxonomy places the organism in Eukaryota, Metazoa, Chordata, Actinopteri, Characiformes, Serrasalmidae. Gene Ontology annotation, molecular function: proteasome-activating activity; ATP binding; ATP hydrolysis activity. The coding region runs from base 79 to 1401 and encodes 440 amino acids. Gene Ontology annotation, cellular component: proteasome regulatory particle, base subcomplex.